This is a messenger RNA of Coccinella septempunctata (seven-spotted ladybird), 1448 nucleotides long. Its product is annotated as peptidase inhibitor 16-like. Bases 13 to 1287 code for a protein of 424 amino acids. The transcript has 8 exons. NCBI's taxonomy places the organism in Eukaryota, Metazoa, Arthropoda, Insecta, Coleoptera, Coccinellidae. The record is from RefSeq and is a predicted model, not a curated record.
AAUCAUUAGAAAAUGAAGAUUUACUUCGUAUUUUACUUGCUCCUACGAACUACGGACUCAUCAGACGUAGAUUAUUGCCUUUUUCCCUGCCACGUCAACAACGAAACGGUGGAACACGUCAUGUGCACUUUGAAACACGACUGCAGCGUAGGGCCGGAAUGCAAAGUUAAGACGAAAUUCGAAUAUACCGGAGGCCUGAAAAGUUUCACCUUAGACUUGCACAAUUACUACAGGAACAAGAUCGCCUCAGGGGAGGCUUUGGGCCAGAACGACGGCAAUCUGCCCCAAGCAGCCGACAUGAUGGAACUGGUCUGGGAUGAGGAAUUGGCCUAUUUCGCGCAGUGCUACGCGAACAAAUGCAUACUUCAAUAUGACAAGUGCAGGCAGAGCUCCGCCGGAGAGAACAUCGGACAACUGAUCUUCUUCAGGGUUUCCGUCAAACCUAAAUCAGUACAAGAAAUAAUCACCGAGAUGCUGGAAUCCGCAUACUACAGCUCCAGCACCAUGCCGCUAGAAGACGUGGAGAACUACAAAGACAACAAACACACCAAGCAGUUCGCGCAGUUGGCGUGGUCCGGGACCAGCAGGUUAGGUUGUGGAGUCACCAAACUGCUGGAAAACGUGACAGCCUUCUUCAUGGUGUGCAACUACGGAAACGUCGAAGGGGAGAUGGUUUACGAGGUUGGAGCUCCUUGUUCUAGAUGUCCUGAUGGUCGAAGGUGCGGCAAAAGGUAUUUCGCACUGUGCGCUGCUAGGGAGUACGACAGGAGGACUUCUAGGGAGAAGGCGGAGGUCUUGAGGAGUCUAGAAACUAUGUUAAAUACUGACGAGGAACUCCAACAGCACAGCGAAAAUAACACAAUCCUUACGGAAGCGAGUCUUACUCCAGGUCAAGUCAACGUAACAUCUUCUCAAAAUAUCACGUGGUCAACUACAAAAAUGGAAGUAGCCAUCUCAGACAUACCGAGUUUUGAAACGUCUUACGCAGCAAACCUAGAAGUCGCUACCGAUAAGGAUGCCCAGAUGAUAGGAGAUAUUUCGAAGAAGCAGAAAGGCCCUAUGGUUCUGUUGGAGAGGAUGGUCAGUGAAGCGGUUACAGAAGAUCCUCCAAUAAACGAGAUUGAUGAUGAAGAUGUGCUUGUGAGGAGAUGCAUGGUUAAACGGAAAGACAGUUGGCCCGAACUAGAAAAUCAAGAUAGUGGAUCGCGAAACAAACGAACAUCAAUACGUUUCAUAAGCAUUUUUACAGUUCUCCUUCAUGGAAUUUUAAAAUUGAAAUGUGAGUAACGAAGAUCCACAUAACUCGGUUUGGAAAUUUCUCCUCCGACCCCCGUACAUUCGACCAUGAGACAUACGGGUGCAGUACGAUAAGUUUGAAUCAUAGUUUUAGAAUUUUAGAUUCAAGUUACCCUUGUUCCAUAUUUUCCCAAUAAAAUCUUGUUAAUCGA